Messenger RNA from Monascus purpureus, 1701 nucleotides. NCBI's taxonomy places the organism in Eukaryota, Fungi, Ascomycota, Eurotiomycetes, Eurotiales, Aspergillaceae. The record is from the annotation of a GenBank genome assembly.
AUGGGAGUACCGUAUGAAAUCGCAGACUGGAAAUCAGCUGUCGCUGCAAAACGCCAGGAACUCUACGAGAGUAUUCCCCCAGCCCAUCGACUGCCCCCAGCACUCGCAGAUCGCGCAGCCAAGGGAACCCUAAAACCAGAAGAUCCCGACGUACUACAAUGCGGGAUCCUGACGGAUUUAGAUCUGGAGAUCACCAGCCUCAUUGACGCAGCUGCUCUCGUCUCCUCCAUUUGCAGGGGGAAGUACACCUCCGUACAAGUCACAGAGGCGUUCUGCAAACGGGCCUCGAUCGCGCAGCAAUGCACGAACUGCCUGAGUGCCAUUUUCUACGACGCCGCCAUGCAGAGAGCGCGCGAGUUAGACGACCACCUGGCGCGGACGGGAAAGCCCGUCGGGAUCCUACACGGACUGCCUGUGUCCGUGAAGGACGUAUUCAACGUGGAGGGGCAAGCAACGACAGGCGGUCUCGUCUCCUGGCUACCGAAUAUCGCCCAGGACAAUGCUACUGUGGCGCACAGCAUUAUUGCCGCUGGGGGGAUCCUGUACGCCAAGACAGCAACGUCCCAGGCGUGCUUGAUGGUGGAAUCCAUCACCAAUGUCUUCGGUAUCGUACGGAACCCGCAUAAUCCGCAACUGAGCGCUGGUGGCUCCAGUGGUGGUGAGGCAGCUCUGGUUGCGGCCAAGGGCAGCAUCCUCGGGUCUGGCACUGAUGGAGGUGGUAGUAUUCGGUUUCCGGCUAUGUUCUGUGGGUUAUGGGCGCUCAAGUGCUCCAAGGGUCGUAUUCCAACGGGGGGUUGCGGUGGUGGUCCUCAGAGCGGUAGUGAGUCGGUCAAUAUGGGGGCUGGUCCUAUGGCAAAGAGCGUGGCUUCUCUGGAGCUUUGGCUUCGUGCUCAGCUGGCUUCGAGACCGUGGGAGAUGGAUUCGAGCUGUAUUCCCAUGAGUUGGAGGCUUUCUGAGGCGGAACGUUCGCAAAAGACCCUGACCAUAGCUGUGAUCUGGGAUGAUGGUAUUGUGAAGCCAGUACCUCCGGUGACGCGUGCCGUGAGCGAAAUAGCCAACCUCCUCCGCCAACACGGCCACAAGGUCAUAGACCUACCACCAGACAAAAUCAAAUCCAUCCACCGCCAAGCCAUGUCCUGCACCAUGCUGUGCAACGUACAAGAAGGAGGCGAAACAGUGAUGAAACACAUUGAAGCCUCGGGAGAACCAGUCGUGCCUCGCACAGCAACGGGCUCACCCGCCUCACGACUAACCGCGCGAGAAGUCUUCGACAACCACAUCCUCCGCAGCCGCUUGGUGAACGAGUACAACGAUCUCUGGAAGGAGUACCAGAUGGACGCUAUUCUCGCACCGGCAGUGUGCCAUCCUGCUCCGCCGCAUGGGACAUACAUCAGCAAUUCGUACGCUACGAUAUAUAACAUGCUGGAUUAUGUGGCUGGUUCUAUUCCAUUUUCUACGGUGCAUGCCGUGCUGGAUCAGGCGCGCCCGGAAUGGUAUAAUCGCCAGCCUUAUGAGAGGAUUGAGCCGGUGCGGUUUCCGUAUGAUCUUGGAGACAAGGAGAUGAUGGAACUUUAUACUUCGCCGGAUGUUUUUGAGAACGCCCCGUCGGGCGUGCAGGUUGUCUGUCGGAGGCUCAUGGAGGAGAAAUGCAUUGGAAUUCUGAAGGAGAUUGAAGCCCUGAUGUCGCUUGCGCGGGCGUAA